Patiria miniata (bat star) is the source of this 2426-nucleotide messenger RNA. RefSeq lists its product as uncharacterized. The record is from RefSeq and is a predicted model, not a curated record. NCBI's taxonomy places the organism in Eukaryota, Metazoa, Echinodermata, Asteroidea, Valvatida, Asterinidae. The transcript is spliced from 5 exons. The coding region runs from base 114 to 1247 and encodes 377 amino acids.
CCAGCCUGUAGACUCUAUUAUUAUGUGUGCAUGUGGUAACUGCAACGAGUGCAGUUAGAUUCCACAGUGAUUCCGGUCAAAUUCUAUGUAUGCUGAUCACUUGAUAGAAGUUGAUGGCGACUGUACGUUACUUGGACCGGAAAUUGCUCCGGAACAUCAUUCGUCACACGGAGACGCACAAUCGGCUGCAGGAGGAAGACGAGAUGUGGCGUGGUAAAGCUCAGGAGGCAUUCGGCUGGAGGGACCGUCCUUUCUCUUCACGACGUAGGAGAGGGCGCAAGCUCAAUCGCGAAAGGUUUGAUGGACAGAUGGAUCGACUCCAGCGAAUGAACCCAGAUACAAGAAGCCCUCAAGAUCGCUGGAACUGGAACGGUGAGCGCAACAGGGACAUCUACCGGACGGAGCUCGGAAACCAUGAAAGGUGGGGUCACACUGGUUUUAUGGAGCUGUAUCCAGAGGAGUUCAUCAAUAAAGACUCCAUGGAUGAAAUGAGCAACGAAGAUGAUAAAGAGGACAAAAGGAAGAAGAUGAAAAGGAAACACAAGAGGAAACGUGAAUCCCAGCAGGACUUGUCUUCCAACAAGCGGCGCAAAGACACAGAAAGCUGGAGCUCGUCUUCCGAGUCAGAUAUUUCCUCCGCAUCAUCCGACGAGCAACAAGUAAAAACCUCCGCAGCCGUAAAAAGGACUCACCGCUCCCAACACAGAGAACAGUCUGAGCACCGCCGUAAACACAGAAGGGCGUCCUCUAUUGACGGGUCUGCCAGCAGGAACCACCAGCAUGCCAAAGGGAAAGAUGACACAAGUUACCACAAGAGGGCAACCUUCAGAAGCUCUGAAAAGUCUAACCAACGGUUGAGGCAUAGCGACAAGAUGGAAGGGGGUAAAAAAAGAGCCAGCGUGGACAGGAAAAGAGAAAGGCGACACAAGGACGAGAAGGUGAAUGGCCACAGAAGCAAAGACAGAAUACAUACAAGUCCAGAUUCUCAAAAGACACGUGGUGCCGACAACGGGCAGCACCGGAAGAGAACAGUUGAUUGCGAGAUGGAGCAUAAAGAGGACCGAGAUGAAACAAGAGAAAAAAGGCGUCGCAAGGAACUCACGAAGGCUUCAAGCAGCAGUCGGGCCGAGAGAAGAGAUAGGUCAGAGGAGCAAGAUCAUAGUAACAGUCACCGUCACAAGUCUUCUAGAAAAGCCAAGAAGCGACAUCAAGGGAAAAAAGACACCAAACACGGCAGACGAAAAUGAUUGCUCUUAGAGUAACUGAUAGUUAUUGGGUGGACUUUCCCUCAAAGACUCUUUUUUUUGGAAGCUGAAGCGUGCAGUAAGCAUCUUCCUUCCUGACAUGCCUGAGAACAUUUGUGUGAGCCUCCAAAAGAGUAUUGCAACUUCAUGUUUGACUGUGUAGUAGAACCAGAGUUGCUGUACCAGGACAUAUCGUCACUUUUUCAUUGAGGGAUGGACAUGUCCAAUGAGUGAAAUUAUUUCGGUUUCGAGAUUUUUGCUUUUUUUUGCUUUAAAAACAUCGCUCUCAACCAUUUUGACUUGCUUCUUCAUGCAAAACCUGAGUAACGUCUUAAUAACAUUAAUGUUGUAUGGUGGCAGACAUCUGACAUCUCCAUAAUUGCAUUUUGUGCUCACGAAGAGAUGCCAACAUGUUGAUAUCACCAACAAAAACCUAUUGAUCAAAAGUGCGAAAACGUAUUGAUGGAAAGGGCGUAAAAGUAGAGUGACCUUUCCGUUUUCAGGAAUAUCUCUGAUACAUUUCAGACGCGACCGUGCAAACAUGCAUGCCUCAUCCUAUGGCAAAAUACACUGCGCAGUAGAUUGUAAAAGUAGAGCUCAAAUGGAAUUUUUGUUUCACGAAGAGAUGGGCAUCUUUUGAAACUGUUUAAAUAUAUUCCUAAACUACAAGAUCUUGAUGGUAUAUAGUGAAAACAGCGUUGAAAAUAAAGCUCAAGUUAAGAAAUAGCCGCCAUUUACAGAAAAGGUUUAAAACUAGUUUGUCCAAGUGUAUGGCAGUUAUGUAAUAUAAUGUAGAUUGAAUUUACAUUAUUGCAGUUCUUUGUGCGUCGACCAUAUCUCAUAGACUUGUGUGUGUUCAAACUGAUUUUGACCAUCUUUCUUUAAACCAUCGCCAUUUCUUUAUCAAGGCUUUAUUUUCAGUGUCAUUUUCACCAUAUACCACGAAGAUGCCGUAUUUUAGGAAUAUCUUAAAUCAAUUUUAACAUGUUUCCCCAAUUCCGAGAAAUCUGCCCCUGAAAAAUGUAAAAAUGUUUUUUUUGUACCGCCCUGAAGUUUCUGGUAUUGGGUCUCAACGUGUGACCUCUUAGUCUUUUGCUCACUUGAGUUAACACUGUAGGCCAUCAGCCUGGGGGUUUGGUCGGUAUUAAAUGAGGGGAAUAAUGCUCAUUGUGAUUUUUGGCA